GUGCGGCGCGCGCCGCGUCGCGUGCUGCUGCUGCCGGGGGCCCGCGAGCGGCGGCAGCAGCGCGUGUUGAUAAGGGGCAGAGCGGCGAGGCGCUGGCUGCAGAGGUGCCUGGGCAGCGCGCGAGGAGCAAGAGGGAGGGAGGAAAGCACGAAGGAAGGAAGGAAAGCAAGCGGGGACGGGGCGCGCCCGGGUCCAGCGCCUUCCCAGCGCAGCCAGCCUUCACCUUUUCAUCCCAAGGGAACGCCGACUCCAGCUUCGAUUUUGCGCGCCAAACUCCGGAUCUUAGCGAAGGCGCCGAGGCCGAGAGCCGGGAACAUCGAUGCCCCAAGAUGAACGGCGGGGCGAUCGCGACGGCCACGCACCAGGCGCCUGGCGAGAGUUUCCCUCUGGGCGGCUGCAGCGGCGCCCACCCGGGCUCCUCGUUGGCGCUCCGGCUGCAGGCGGGACCCUCUCCGUCGGGGCAGCCUCCGCAGUGGGGCGCUGCUAAAGGCGGCCCCGGCCCGGCCGCGCAGUCCUCGUCGCGCUGCAAGAGCGCCAAGCGGCGCUCCAGCUCGCCGGAGCUGCUGCGCUGCAAGCGGCGCUUGGCGUUCCCGGGCCUGGCCGGCCAGGCGGGCGUCGGCGGGGCCGCGGCGGUGGCGCGGCGCAACGAGCGCGAGAGGAACCGCGUCAAGCUGGUCAACCUGGGCUUCCAGACGCUGCGCCAGCACGUGCCCAACGGCGCCGCCGCCAAGAAGAUGAGCAAGGUGGAGACGCUGCGCUCGGCCGUCGAGUACAUCCGGGCUCUGCAGCAGCUCCUCGACGAGCACGACGCCGUCAGCGCCGCCUUCCAGGACAGGCUCCUGCAGCCCGGCCGCCUCGCCGCCACCGCCGCCUGCGCGGGCGGAGGAGGCUGCAGCGGCAGCUCGUAUUCUUCCGCCUCGCCCUCCUUCGACGGCCGCGACGGCAGCUCGGUGCCCGGCUCGCCGCGCUCGGCGUACUCCUCGGACGAGAGCGGCUACGAGGGGGCGCUCAGCCCCGAGGAGCAGGAGCUGCUCGACUUCACCAGCUGGUUCGGCAGCUACUGACCCCCAGCCGCCACCGCCGACGCCGUCGAGGGAGCUCGCUCUCCGGUAAGCGGCAGAGACACAGCGGGACAUGCUUCGCAGUAGAGCUGCAUGGGAGGAGGUCGUAAGCGCGCCAGUGUUUCUUCGUAGACUUGUAGGGUUGGAAGGUAUCCCCAAGGCUAUCCAACUUCUGCUUUAAAACCUCCAAGGAAGGAGCCCACCACCUUCUGAGUUUGAACAGCUCUUAACUGUCAGAAAGUUCUUAAUGUCAAGGUUGCAGGUUUGGUCCCCAUAUUCCUGGCUUGCUGGGGGUUGGACUAGAUGAUCCCCAGGGUACCUUCCAACUCUACAGUUCUAGGGUGCUUCGUGGUAGUCUUUUCAUUUAGUCAUUUCAGGGUAAAACUCUCUUCAUAUGGCACACAUAACCUGUGUUUUUAAACAAUCCCCUGCUCCAUUGCUGUGUCAGCCAGGGUUAGACAGUUAUGCCCAUGCUGCAGCAGCACGCUCCUGUCAACCUGGAUUGGGAUUUUGGCACAUGAUCAGACAGGUGAUCUGAAGCUGAUCUGGCCAGGGUGGCAGGGGCAGCGUGCACACAACUGGCCCAUCACUUACCGGUGUAGCUGGAAGUUAGCACCAAAUAACUGAAACCGGCCGCUGCAAGUCAAGACAUUCAUGUGAAUGACUCAGAUGUUUUAAUAUUGUUUGCAUGCAAAACUUUCCAGUGAAGGCUGAAAUAAAUUGACUGAAGCUGGCAAUGCAGAAGCAAUUCAGUGGUGCUAAAGUUCCACUGAAAUGAAUGGGGCUACCAUGAAAAUGGGCUUAGUGUUGGUGUGUCGGUGGUCUUAAUGCACUAUUGAAUAUGGCUCUCUUCAUGGGGAGGGCCACCCAAAUCAACUUCACUUCAAAGGUUUGUGCCAAUAGUUUUACUUAACAUAAACAUUCAGAUCUCAGGAUGGAUACCGCUUUCAGUCGAAUUGUUUCUCAUCCUGAGUUUUGUUUGAGUUGGCAAGGGUUUUGUAUCUGCUGCUUACCUGUGUUUCUCAUUUGGAAAGAAGAAAGGUAUAGGUUAAAAAUGUUUUUGGGUGAGUUUGCCAUGCAGGAUAUCUAAGAGUGCAGCCCUGUACAACUCUGAAGUAAGGCCCACAGAGUUCAGUGUGGCUUACUCCAAUCUCUUGGGUGUGGAUAUAGGAUUGCAGUCAAAUCCCUCCAGUUCCAAAUAGUUUUGUAGGUCCUAUCAAUUUCAGUGAAAUUUGCGUACAGGUACGUUCACAUACUGGUGCUGACAUGCAAGAAAUUGUUGGUCAGAAUCCUGCCGUUUACAAGCCCAGUUAUAUUUUCUUAAGGAAAGCAGGAAAAGGCUAGAUUUAGAAGACACCAGUUUUCCUGACAAAAUAGAGGUGAGUGUGUUGAGAAAUGCUAUAUAUGUGUACCACAUUUUGCUUGGAGAAUAGACAGCAACAGUGCAAUCCUAUAUAUGUGUAUUCAAAAGCAAGCCACACUAAGCUCAAUGGGACUUACUGCGCCCUGAAUUGCUUUAACGGAACUUGUAGAAGAGGUCUACACUGCAUGGAUUAGUCUAGCUAUGUGACCAGGGGAGAAAGCCCUGGAUGGCUCCCCUCAGCCCCGCUGGAUCUGUCAGUUAUGUGCUCCUAAUGGCCUUUCUGUUUUCUUUUGUAGCAAGACUGAAAGGAGCGCUGUGUAGAACUUCAGUACCUCAUUGUCCCAGGCACCCGUUAAGAUGCAGCAGAAGAGCAACAAGGACCCUUAAUUUAACAUGCUUCCUACUUCCUGUGAGCCUCAUUGCAAAGGAUAUCGAACGCUCAGAUCCUUGUGACAUCUGACAUUGUUCUUUCAUGAAACAAAAGACUAGUGGCUUGUGAUCUUUCUUUCUUUCUUUUUAAAAAAGUGCAAUUAUGUAAAUAGGUGAUAGGGGCCAAAGAUUAUACCUGCUGUUGUACAGUAGUAUAUGGUGCCCCUCCUUGAGUUCUUGAAUUACCAAUGAAAAAGCUUAUUUCUGAUUCCAGUGGCAGAUGGAGAUUACUGGGCUUCCACACUUAAUACGUGCAUACUUUUUAUAUGGGAAGGGGUGAAAUAAUUAAAACUUGAUGCUUCCUUUUUUCUGAAUGGGAAGGGGACUAUUGCCAUGUCAGAAAUUAACUUUAUACGUGUAACUUGAACUGCCUGUGUGAACACUGUUGAUAUGAAGACUUAUUUUUGUACAAAAAUCUCUAGAAAUUGCAAUUGGAGAGGAAAUAUUUGUAGAAGUCUGUUGCACCCUUGACUUCUUAACACUGCCAGCUAGGACGUUUUGAGACCUUACACAACUUAGAUAAAGUUUCCUAACAUUUUAUACUAAAGGAGUGUAAAACUGUUUGUGUUGAAUAUGAUGUCCCAAGACUUUGUUUGUAUUUUGUUUUUGGUCUGGUGUGAAGGUUCAAUUCUCUGGAGAAAAACAACAACCCUGAAGUUUUAUUUUUAAUGUAUUGAAGGUAUUUUUGUAUGCACUUGUUAGGAUUUGUUGAGAUGUAUAUAUGCAGUUUUUAAAGAGUAUCCUAUUUUAUGUAAAUCAACUUUAUAAAUAAAAUCUAUUUAU
Messenger RNA from Podarcis lilfordi (Lilford's wall lizard), 3636 nucleotides. NCBI's taxonomy places the organism in Eukaryota, Metazoa, Chordata, Lepidosauria, Squamata, Lacertidae. The record is from the annotation of a GenBank genome assembly.